CAUGCAGUUGUGGAACAAAAGAUGGAGUUGGUUUUUAUUUUUAAAGAUACUGUCAAUGAUCUGAUACAACUAUAAAUAUUCACUUGGUGAAGAUGCAUGGACUUGUCUUUUGGUUGGACUAUUGGUCAUUUCUGAUAUUUUCUUCAGCCACAGUUUCCAUAUGAAAAUUCAAGUAUCAAAGAAUAUUGGAUUUAGAAUGGUAUAAUGAUGUAUUUUGUCUGAGGACUGCAACUUUCAUAGAGACCACAGUUGGAUUACAAUUAUAUUCUCCAAUCAAAGUGAUUCAUAUCAUUUAGUCCUUCUGUAAAUCUAAUUUUGAAGUUUUAUAUUUAUAAACAACAACGAAAGAUGGGAGAAAAAAAUGGUGAUGCAAAAACUUUCUGGAUGGAGCUGGAAGACGAUGGAAAAAUAGACUUCAUAUUUGAACAAGUGCAAAAUGUGCUGCAGUCACUGAAGCAAAAGAUCAAAGAUGGGUCAGCCACAAAUAAAGAAUAUAUCCAAGCAAUGAUUCUAGUGAAUGAGGCAACUAUAAGUAACAGUUCAACAUUGAUAAAGGGUCAUACGCCUGUGACUCAGAAUGAACAGGAAAACAAAUCAAAUGCGUUUCCUUCUACAUCGUAUGAAACCUCCUUUCCAGAAGACUAUACAUUUCUAUCUACAGAAAAUAAGGAAAUUCUCACUGUGGAAAAUAAAGUCGUAGAGUUUGGAGAAAAAGAAUCAUCUUACCAAUGUCAUGACUGUUCCUGUGCCUGUCUAAUGAAAAUGUCACCAACCUUCAAGGGAGAAAACCCUCUGCAGCUACCAGUGAAAUGUCACUUCCAAAGACGACACGCGAAGACAAACUCUCAUUCUUCAGCACUCCACGUGAGUUAUAAAACCCCUUGUGGAAGGAGUCUACGAAACGUGGAGGAAGUUUUUCGUUACCUGCUUGAGACAGAAUGUAACUUUUUAUUUACAGAUAACUUUUCUUUCAAUACCUAUGUUCAGUUGACUCGGAAUUACCCAAGGCAAGAAGAAAUUGUUUCUGAUGCAGAUAUUAGCAAUGGAGUGGAAUCGGUGCCUGUUUCUUUCUGUAAUGAAAUUGACAGUAGAAAGCUUCCACAGUUUAAGUACAGAAAGACUAUGUGGCCACGAGCAUAUUAUCUAAACAGCUUUUCCAACAUGUUUACUGAUUCAUGUGACUGUUCUGAGGGCUGCAUAGACAUAACAAAAUGUGCCUGUCUUCAACUGACAGCAAGGAAUGCCAAAACUUGUCCAUCAAGUAAUAAAAUAACCACUGGAUAUAAAUAUAAAAGACUACAGAGACAAAUACCUACUGGCAUUUAUGAAUGCAGCUUGUUGUGCAAGUGUAAUCGACAGAUGUGUCAAAACCGAGUUGUCCAACAUGGUCCUCAAGUGAGGCUACAGGUGUUCAAAACUGAGAAGAAGGGAUGGGGAGUACGCUGCCUAGACGACAUUGACAGAGGGACAUUUGUUUGCAUUUAUUCAGGAAGGUUACUAAGCAGAGCUAACACUGAGAGACCUAAUGCUAUCGAUGAAAAUGGGAAAGAAGAGAAUAUUAUGAAAAAUAUAUUUUCAAAAAAGAGGAAAAUAGAAGUGGCAUGUUCAGAUUGUGAGGUUGAAGUCAUCCCAUUAGAAUCGGAAACACAUUCUAGAAGUGCUGAAACUGAGGAAUGUCCACCUAAGUUCAGUAAUAAUCCAAAAGAGCCUAUGAUGGAAAUGGAGUAUAACAAUAUUUCAGGAAUUCACUAUCCUUCAGUUAUUAGAAGUCCUAAAUCCAAGACAGCCAUUUUUCAAUGCAAUGGAAAAAAGAUGGGAUUUGUGUCCUCAGAGUCUGUCACCUCAGAAGAUAAUGCCGGGCUUAAACCAACUCAAGAACAUCUGAAGGCCAAGGGAAUGCAAAAGGACUCACGUUCAAACCAGGUUGAAGAUUCUGAAGACAAUCUGCUGAUUGAAUCAGAUGUGAUAGAUAUAACUAAAUGCAGAGAAGAAACUCCACCAGGGGGCAGAUGUAACCAAGCAACCACGUUGGAUAAUCAGAAUAUUAAAAAGGAGUUUGAGGUUCAAAUACCAAAGCCCCAAGAGGAAAAAUCUCCAACGUGUCAAAAACAGCAGGUCUUUUGUGAUGAAGAGUUGUUGUGUGAAACCAAGAAUACUCCAUCUGAUUCUCUACCAAAAUUCAGUAAAGGGAAUGUGUUUUUACUGGAUGCCACAAAAGAAGGAAAUGUGGGCCGCUUCCUUAAUCAUAGUUGUUGCCCGAAUCUCUUGGUACAGAAUGUUUUUGUAGAAACCCAUGACAGGAAUUUUCCAUUGGUGGCGUUCUUCACCAACAGGUAUGUGAAAGCAAGAACAGAACUAACAUGGGAUUAUGGUUAUGAAGCUGGCACUGUGCCUGAGAAGGAAAUCCUCUGCCAAUGUGGGGUUAAUAAGUGUAGAAAAAAAAUAUUGUAAAUAUGUAACUAAUGCCUGUCCAUGAUAUUAGCUUAUCAGGCUGAAAUUACAGCCAUGCAAAGGAACUCUCAGUUAUAAGCGGAAUUCAUUUAAGUUGAGGUCCAUCAAGGUAAUUCUUCUCAGUUUCCCCUUAUCAGGAGGUUCAUACUUUUUUCUCUUUUUUUUUGACCGGUAAGGGGAUCACAACCCUUGGCACGGUGUGGUCCACA
This is a messenger RNA of Galeopterus variegatus (Sunda flying lemur), 2660 nucleotides long. It is a transcript of the gene SETDB2, whose product is annotated as SET domain, bifurcated 2. The coding region runs from base 349 to 2451 and encodes 700 amino acids. Gene Ontology annotation, molecular function: zinc ion binding; protein binding; histone H3K9 methyltransferase activity. Gene Ontology annotation, biological process: negative regulation of gene expression; heterochromatin organization. The record is from RefSeq and is a predicted model, not a curated record. Gene Ontology annotation, cellular component: nucleus. NCBI's taxonomy places the organism in Eukaryota, Metazoa, Chordata, Mammalia, Dermoptera, Cynocephalidae. The transcript has 13 exons.